This is a messenger RNA of Bursaphelenchus xylophilus (pine wood nematode), 7415 nucleotides long. NCBI's taxonomy places the organism in Eukaryota, Metazoa, Nematoda, Chromadorea, Rhabditida, Aphelenchoididae. The record is from the annotation of a GenBank genome assembly.
AUGAAAUCGCCCCACACUUGGCAUCGUUCUCACAACGCUGCCUCUCUUGUACGUGAAGUGAAGGCACAUCUAACGCCAGAGAAGACUAUCGAAACCGCAAAGGACUUUCUCCACAAGCUGAACGAUCCCAAUCAUCACUCAAAUAUGUCCGAGGAACAAAAAACAAAAGCCGAAUUUUAUAUCAGCAACUUGUGUGAGCAGAUUUUGGUGAAACAAUUUGCAUUAGAAAAGGACGAGGAGAUGUGGAGAGAGCAUUCGGAACGACGGAGACGCAGCAAAUUAGACAACUUUGGGUCACAAGUAAUCCCCACAUAUGGAAGUGAAUACGACUCGGAGUCAGAGGAAUGCGCUUUCAAAGUCGAGAACUCAGAUGUGACAGUGCCCAUUGACAAGAUAUAUUACAAAACAUUGCCGGUGAGUUAUAUAUUAUUUAAGCAUAUGAAUUUUUAACCAUAUCUAUAGUUAAAAAUGCACUCUCUUUUCCAACUAAAGCCCACUAAAAAUCGCUGUUUCAGUGGUUUCUCGCCCCGAUUCCUCAUAUCUUCUUCUGUAUUACAAUGAUGGCCGGCGUUUAUGGUGGCGCUUUUAUGUUUCUCGCCAUUGAGCCGUCUCUUGGAGAAAUGCCAUUCAUCCGCUUAGUUCUCAAUUGUUUCGACAGUGGCUCCAGAAUGGGUUGGGGCCAACUUCCUCCAACAUCGCCUCUUGGUCGAGUAGUCAUGACAGUUUACAGUUUUGUCAUUGUCAGUUUGGUCAACGGGUUUAUCGCUACGGUGGGAAAUAUAAUGGCAAACACCUACUGUGUUCAUUGGCCUGUAUGGAAAGCAAAGUGGAAAGGAAUUGUAAUUAAAAUAAAAGGAAAGCCUAAUUGCAAUAACGGGUUUUAGAAGAACAUCAAAGUGCGAGAUUUGGGAGAGGAAAUGUCGUUGAAAGUGGCAUUCUCGAUCACCGUUUUAAUGGUCCUUUUGGCCUACUAUUUAUGGUGUUACAAGUUCGACAAUAUGGGAGUUGUCGAUGUUACCUAUUUCUCGUAAGCGUUACAUAUUGCCAUAUGCCUCCAAAAAGUGAUUUUUGGACGAAAAAACCAUAGAAAGUUCUAAUUCUGCUUUUGCUGCAAUACGUGACACAAAAUUUUUACGCUUCACUUUACAAGUCACGCCGCUUUUCAAUGGAAGGUUCCACACCACAUAGCCACUUCUCAAAGACAGAUAAACUAAUUUUCAGAGUGAUGACAAUGAUGGCUGCUGCAUUCGGAGACGUUCGAACUCUUCCCAAAACCCAUACUGAACUUUUUGUGAUAAUGAUCUACUUUACUGUCGGAAUUGCUCUUUGGGGUGGAAUAUUUGUCCUCCUCACAGGUUACAUAACCGACACCUUUGUCAAAAAAUGUCAGACAUUUCUACGUUGGACAGUACGACGCUAUUACAUGCUAAGAUACAGGAAAAAUGAGAACAAUUGACAACAUCUGAAGAAAUAUUUGAUUUUAUUGUGCAUAAAUAUUAUUUUGAUACCACUUCGGGGACAUUAUGAAAAGAACGGUUAGAGAAAUAAAUAGAAUUCAAUGACCGGUAAUGGGGACGUUCAAAAAAAAUAAAUAAAAGGCUAAAAAAUAAAAAUCAGUAAAAAAGAUUGAAUAUGCAAAUUUAGAGCUUCCAAUUUUUUAUUUUUCUUUGUCAACCGCCCAUUCGAUGGUCAUCCGAGAUGACCGGCCGGCUCUUUCUAUGGGCAGUUCUCCUGCAAAAUGUUGCCGUCCAGGCCCUUCAUUAUCCUGAUGCUGUACGAGCUAAGCUGGAUUACAUGAAAAAAAGUAUGGACACAACAGCUGAUCCUUGCAAUGAUUUCUUCACCUACGCUACAGGAAAUUUAAACCUAAAUACUUAUCAUGAGGAUAAUCGUAACGCCAAGAGACGUCUACUGGAAUCAAGCAUUGGAGAUGAGGUAGGGCUUAUAAUAGAAGAACGAGUAUGACAAAACCUUUUUUGAUCUUGGUUUACAUGUUUUUUUAGUCUAUACGGUCAUUUUUUUCAAUUUCAGAUCCCUACCGUCAAGCAAAUUAAGCCGUUGCUCGCAAACUGCAAGAAGAAUCCCGGUAUGAUGGAAGAACCGGGCCGUGCAGAUAUAUACAAUUGGAUUGUGAUGAGUUUAAAAUCGAGAGGUUUCACUUUCCCAAUGAAGAAAGAGGUUACCAGUAACGACGGCCUUUUUAUCGAGCUGGUCUUGGAAAUGUACACUUAUCUGUUUGAAACGGGAGCCGCGGUUUUUAAUCAAUGGGGUUCCGAUGCUUCUGCGGGGAAAUUAUUUCUGAAUAUUCCGCCAAAGGUCAACCAAGUACAAGCUUGGUAAGUUAUUUGUGCAUCACAUGAACAUACCAAUAUGUUGGGAAAAUAAUGUGGAUUCAUCGAGCUUUGAAAUCGCCAAUUAUCGCUUUGCAAGUUCUAGCCGCGGCGGGAUAUUUAUUGCCAGACUGAGACGAGAGGCGAGAAUUUCGCUGCGACGAAUCGACAUUAUUUUCUCGAAAGACUGGUAUAUGUAGGUGGCAACGGAUUAAUAGUGUGGAUCGGGGUGGAUUGAAUACAUAUGAUAAUCUUCAGGCUGACGUAUUGCAAUGUCUUUGGAGGAUGUUAUAAUUUGGUCUACGACCGGAAUUACAUGGCACAAGGUUACGUACAGGCAGAUCAUUUAAAAGGCCGCUUCUUCAACAAAACUAUGGGUACAGGAUUAGACGAGACUUUCCCGGAUAUUGCUUUCUAUUUUCCGAACGUCAUAGAUGUAAGUUUUUGGGUUUUGCCUUGUGGCCCAAGGCAACCUUCUGUAUGAAAGAAAAACUGGUUUCUGCCGGACUAGAGGUGGUAAUCGGGCCGAGCCGGCCCGAUUGAGACCUUUAUGCCGGUCUAUGAUAACUAUUCAAGCCACUUAUACACCUGGAAACUUAAUCCGCAACAUCUAAUCAUAAAGCCCAUCGUUUGAAUUUCCAGUUGUAAGCAAAUUUUGGGUCAUUUCAUAACAUGUCCGCAGAUCUCCGUGGUUUUUCAAGCUGCCCGCAAAGUUGUUUCCCGCAAGUGUGGGCCCGCCGGGCACACCUUGAAGUAAAAAUGAGAAAAAGAGUUGAUUAACGUGCACGAUCCCCACGGCUUCUUUGAGCUGCGCCCAAGCAGCUUGUGCCAACUUUCCAUUAGUCGUAACUCGUUCCUAUCCGUCAGGUUCCCUUUCUGUCUGUCUAGCUAAAAACUUCAAGCGUUUAAACCAUACUUCUGAUAUUCAAACUUCUUUUGAUACCUUUUGGUUUCCCCUAGAGGUGGCAAUCGGGCCGGGCCGGGCCGAUUUUUGCGGCCCGGCCCGCGGGCCGAAGUGACCAGGCCGGCCCAGGGCUUUUUCAAAUUUGCUCAGGCCCGGCCCGGCCCGGCCCGAUGAAAGCCCAGGCCGGCCCGGCCCGGCCCGGUUUGGCCCGCUAAUACAGAAAAGUUGGAUAAAAGUCUUUGCACUUUCUAUUGGAAGUUGUUAUGCUUUCCAGAAGGUUUUUACGUGUGUCUGCGUGAAAUUAAAAAGUCUAGUCGGAUGACUGGAACAUCCGUAUAGGUAGCUAAAACCUAGCCAAAAAGUUGGAUUGUGUUGAAUUUUUUAAUCCUAUAGGAAGUUAGCUAUAUAAAAGUAUGGACGUUAUAAGGUACAUGGUUAACCAAAAACUGUUUAAACACUUUCCUUUACAUCAAGGAAUCAAAAUUACAGUGAAAUUUUUAAAUUUAUCUCAUAGAAAAUUCGAAGAUUUUUGCCCGACCCUUGCAUAUUUGGGUGGGAUUUUACAUACAUAUAAUAAGUUACAGAUACAUAUACAUAAUUUUAAAAGGUAGUAAAACAGCGUAUAAGUCAAAAAAGGUUUAAUCUAAUUUCCAUCCAUUAUUCUACAAAGCAUUUGUGCUUUAUUUUGCAGCAUUAAAAAUUUUUUACUUAUCUACUUUCCGGGCCGGGCCGAAAGUGUCGGCCCGGCCGAUGGGCCGAAGCGGUCAGGCCGGCCCAGGGCUUUUUCAAAUCUGCUCAGGCCCGGCCCGGCCCAAUCACCGGGCCCGGCCGGGCCGGGCCGGCCCAGCCCGAUUGCCACCUCUAGUUUCCCCUUUCUUGCUGCAACCUGCGAAAAAAAAUGAAUUAUAAAUGACGACUUUUUUCAGCCCAGCCAGUCUGCUCAUCGUGCCGACUUUCUGAAUCAUCUAAUGGAGUAUUUAACCGAUCAGAUUUUUUACCGCCCGAAGAAGUUUUACAACUGUGAAGAUUACAUUCAAGAAGCGUUUCCCCUUCAAUUUUCCAAAAUGGUGUACGAACUGGAGAUGCAAGACAAGGAGGGCUUUGCUAAGCUGAAAGAAAAAAUCUUCGAAGAAGGAAAAGCGAUUAAGAAAACCGCUGAAGGCAUGCUCCGAAACGCAAACUUCAAGCAGAAUCAGACCCGACAGAAUUAUCUGGACAGAUUGGCGAAGAAUGAGUUCAAAUUUGUGGAUCAUCCAAUUCUUUUGGGAAAUGAGCUAGCUUCAGUGGAUCUGUUGCAUUGGGAUGCGCCGUAUAUGAGGAGAUUUGUGCAUGGAAUAGCCAAGGUUUUUAAGUUCAACUCGGAGAAAAAACUGAAGAAUUUUGUCGUCCCAGAGUACAAGGUAAGUCUAUUCGUAAUAUUAAGAGUGAAGACAGAAGAUUUCGGAGGAAAAUUUUGAAAAUUUUUCGAAUUCACUUUUUUUUCGAUUUUGGAGUAUUUCGUGCUCUCUCUGCCUCUCUGCGCCCUCUCUUCGUUUCCCGCUCUUUCGCUCUCUCUCUCCUUUUUUUGCGCUCUCUCGCUCUUUCUCUCGAAAAAGAGAGAGAGCGCGAAACGGAAAGAAGGCGCUGAGAGGCAGAGACAGCACGAAAUAGCGCGCGUUUCUCUCGUUCUCUUCGUUUUUUCUCCCUAUUUCUUCGUCCUAGUCAACAGUUAUUGACCCCUCACCCAGUCAAGAAUCGCGGGAUUCCUGAAUGGACCACAGUCAGGAAGUUUUGACUGUACGAAGAGUCAGGAACCCCGCGAAUCCUGACUCCCAGUCAGGAUUCGGCAAAAUUUUUCGAAAGUUCGGCGCGAAUUACUAACGAAAAUAAAAAAAAUUUUUGCGCCCAGGGGUCAACUGUUCCCCGGGAGUAAACUCUGGAUUUACUCGCCGGCACCUUCGGCGAGUAAAUUCUGAGUUUACUCCAAAAAAAGGCGAAAAAAAAGUAAACUCGGAAUUCACUCCAAAAAUGGAAAUUUUGAAAGCUAUUUCGAUUACUACUCGCCGACUCAUAAAAUUUCUCGAUUUUUACUCUCUUUUUCAAAAAAAAGUGAAUUCGAAAAAUUUUCAAAAUUUUCCUCCGAAAUCUUCUGUCUUCACUCUUAUAUGGAGUAAACAUUUGGGGAAUGCGGUUUUCUAACUAAAACGGGAUAGGAAAAAUAAUAGUAAUUUUUUCUAUUUUUUCCAGGAAUAAAGUUUUGAUAUUUUAUCUUCAGUUUGGUGCUUCCCACUCUCGCGAGAACCAGCAUAAUUACUUUCACUUUCGCGCUGUUCAAUAUCCAUUCUACGAUGUCGCCUUUCCCGCGUCUCUCGAUUUCUCUGGAGCAGGGUUUAUGAUGUCCCAUGAAUUAGCCCAUACCUUCGGCAAGUGAUAAAAUUUACCUGAAAAAUAAUCUCCCGUUUUUUAGGAGAUAAUUUGCUGCAAAGUCAUGAGGACCCUGACAAGGAGCAUCGUGCUCGGUGGGACUGUAUUACAAAGCUCUAUAGUCAACAAUGUCAUCCACAAUGGCCGAACUUCUGUGUGAAUCCAAACAAGAUCGCCGACGAGGCAUUUGCGGAUCAAGUUGGUGAGUAUUAGCCGCAUUAUGGCAGGACUAAUAGAUAAAAAAUUCUUGGGGGCGGUUAUCUUCUCUGGAAGUUUACCGGGAGGAGCUGGCGCGCUAAAAUGGUUGAGCCUGAACUCUCCCCCUUUUUUGACUUUCACCAAAAAAUCUGAACUUUCCCCUUUUUUGAACACUUCCCCAUUUUGAAAAUUGAAAAAAUGAGGUGUGACAUGUUAUACGAUGGAAUUUUGUUUUCAAAUUGAAAAAAUGAGGUGUGACAUGUCAUACGAUGAUGAUAAGAUGUCACACCCAAUUUUUAUUUUCAAUUUGAAAAAAAAUUUUCAUCGUGUGACAUGUCACACCUUAUUGUUUUCAAUUUGAAAAAAAAUUUUCAUCAUUUAACAUGUCACGACUCAUUUUUUCAAUUUUCAAAAUGAGGAGGAGUGUUCAAAAAGGAGGAGGGUUCAUUCAAGGGGGAGUGUUCAAAAAGAUGGUCCAUUUUCAUUCUGCAGCGGCGGAAAAAGGGAAUUUUUUUCGAGAUUAUAUAAGCCCUAAAACAAGUCGUCCACACGCUUAGACUUACCUCAAUGUCAUUUUAGGUAUUCGUCUGGCCUAUUUUUCCCAUUUCGUCCCUGGAAAUAUUUCGGAGCCCCGAGUAAUUCAACAGUUCUCCAAUAGGCAACUUUUUUUCAUCAACAUGGCCCAGACAAUUGCGGUGACAGUGCGUUGGAAAGACUACAAAGCAGCGAAUCCCCAUCCGCCAGCUCGAGUUCGUGUUUGGGGAGCACUUGCCAACUUUAAAGGAUUUGCCGAGGCUUUUCGUUGCCCUGUUGGUUCGAGGUAUCAUCUUCCACCGGACCAAAGAUGCAACAUCUUUGACUUUGACAUUGCUAGCACCACUACCACGACGACCACGACAACUACGACCACAACUACAACGACCAGUACAACAACGUCUACAACAACUACUACAACGACUACAACAACUACUACAACGACUACAGAAAUUACAACAACGGCUGCAACAACGACUACGCCAACUACUACUGAAGCAACUGCUGUGACGACUACAGAAACUAUAACAACGACUGUACCAGCUACCACUGCAACGACUACGGAAACUACUGAGGAAGCUACUACAACAAUGACUACAGAAAAAGCUACAACCAGCACUACAGCACCAGUUGUAACUGACGGAACUCCUCAUGCCAGUACGAACACUCCACCGGCCCCUGGACCAACCAAAUCAACUCCAAACCCACGUACGACUACUACGCAAUCUACACCAAGAAUUACUCCAUCUCAGCCAAGAACCACUCCCUCUAAGCCAAGAACUACUCCCUCUGAGCCAAGAACUACACCUCCUACGGCAAGAACUACCCCUCAUACGCCAAGAACUACUCCUUCUGCGCCAAAAACCACUCCCUCUGAGCCCAGAAGUACUCCCCCUAAGCCAAGAACUACUCCCUCUCCAUCUUCACCGGAACCAGACUAUAACCACGAAGAAUAUGGAGAAGUUGCCCCCAAAAAGUCGAUUCUGUUCUCACCGCCGUCUGUCUUAUAUCCCAUAUUGGCAUUUGCAUAUAUUAUGUUCCAAUAA